Molecule: messenger RNA, 4119 nt
Organism: Acipenser ruthenus (sterlet)
Lineage: Eukaryota; Metazoa; Chordata; Actinopteri; Acipenseriformes; Acipenseridae
Product: sphingomyelin synthase-related protein 1-like
Exons: 6
Coding region: 213-1496 (427 amino acids)
Biological process (GO): ceramide biosynthetic process
Cellular component (GO): endoplasmic reticulum membrane; Golgi membrane
Molecular function (GO): protein binding; sphingomyelin synthase activity; ceramide cholinephosphotransferase activity
Source: RefSeq, a predicted model, not a curated record
CAUUGUAACUAGCAGGUCUUUCCUGUCAAACCUCUUAGAUACGUAGUUCCUGUUUACCGUGACGACUGCUCGGUUGUCAGAACAUGAUGUUUGGAAGUCAGAGAGCAUGAUUUGGAAUUGCACUCCCAUUAGUAAUCAUUACACAGUGUACCACACUCGGUAUUAGAAGGAGCGUAUAAGAAGAUUGACUAAAGGGAAACUGGACAUAUUGAAUGAGUGAACGAUUUCGUAAAGAAUGCAAAACAAUGGUGGUGAGCCAGCCCAGCAUCCGCCGCUGGACCACCAAGCACGUGGCAAAGUGGCUGAAGGAAGAAGGGUUCAGUGACUAUGUGGACCUUCUGUGCAACAGGCACCGGCUGGACGGCACGUCCAUCCUGACUCUGACAGAGUAUGACCUUCGGUGCCCUCCCUUGGAGUUGAAAGUACUAGGAGACAUCAAGAGGCUUAUGGUAUCUAUUCGCAAACUCCAGAAACAGAACAGCGAUGUUUUAGAAGAGCUGGGCUACACUUAUGAAGGGUGGCUGUCUGGCUCAGGGGCACACAGCCCGAACUCUAUACAGGGCAGCGACUGGCUGUAUAACGGGGACCCAGUCAGAGACUCGGAUGAACUAGUCGCCAGCCUAAGUGCAGACCAGUACCACCAGUACACUAAUGGGAAAUAUAAACAGCAUACACAGAGACUGGACCCAGAGUACUGGAAGACCAUUCUAAGUUCUGUUUAUGUUGUCUUUGUGUUUGGGUUUACGUCCUUUGUCAUGGUUAUAGUCCAUGAGCGGGUGCCUGACAUGCAAACCUACCCCCCAUUGCCAGACAUAUUCUUAGACAGUGUACCAAGGAUACCAUGGGCCUUUGCUAUGGCUGAAGCCUGUGGUGUGAUCCUGUGUAACAUUUGGUUGUUGGUGUUGCUUCUUCACAAGCACAGAUCAAUUCUUUUACGCCGCUUGUGCAGUCUCAUGGGUACAGUCUUCAUGCUGCGCUGCAUUACAAUGUUUGUGACUUCCCUCUCGGUGCCUGGCCAACAUUUGCAGUGUUCUGGAAAGCUAAACAGUGACAUGUGGGCAAAACUGAAGCGUGCGGUGGCCAUUUGGAGCGGUUUUGGAAUGACGUUAACGGGAGUCCAUACCUGUGGAGACUACAUGUUCAGUGGUCACACAGUAGUCCUGACUAUGCUAAACUUCUUUGUAACAGAAUAUACUCCAAGAAGCUGGAACUUUAUACACACCUUGUCUUGGGUUCUGAACCUGUUUGGCAUCUUCUUUAUACUAGCAGCCCAUGAACACUACUCAAUAGAUGUCUUCAUUGCUUUUUAUAUCACCACAAGACUGUUUUUGUACUACCACACACUAGCGAAUACCAGAGCCUAUCAGCAGAGCCGCAGAGCCAGGAUCUGGUUCCCCAUGUUCUCCUUUUUUGAGUGCAAUGUUAACGGACCAGUGCCUAAUGAAUACUGCUGGCCCUUCUCUAAACCUUUCAUGCUGAAAAGAUUAAUAGGCUAGAGCCAACUUCAGUGUGAUGUUCUGUGGCCCAAAUUUGAAAGCUCCCAAGUAGGUUAUACAAAAACUCCUGAAUAGUGGUCAUGAUAAUGGUGAUAAUCUCUGAAAUACCUAAAUUUAAGUUCUUGACAUUGUUUUGCCAAGAUUGUUUUAUUAUACCCAAGACAAAAGUGGUGCAUUAAGAUUGCAUUUGGGGAUCCAAUUCGGUUACACUUAGGGCUGCAUAUGUGGCCCAUUCGAAUAAAACAUUCGAGAAGCCACUAAUGGCGGUCUCUCUACGAAACAAAGUAAUAAGUUAUCAUGGGUUUUGAUUUUUCACUUAUUGGGUCAAGAGCAGGGUUAGGCUUUAGGAUUAGGGUUAACUUUUUGUUUACCCUUUGAUUUUGAAACUUUUUUUUUUUUUUUAUGAGUUUUGGUUCAGCAUAAUCUCAACUGAAUCCUAUGGAAAUGAAUGUUUAUGUUUAAAAUUGUAAAGAUUUGAACCAAAUGUAUUAAAAAAAUUAUGCAGCGUUACUGAAAAUGUUGGGGUAGAAUAUGUUUGGAUACUUUAGGUAAUGUAUGGUCGGUUGGGAUGCAAUUAUAUAAACUGCUUUUACAGUGCCCACUGUGCUUUUAAAAAUGGUUACUAUGGUGGUGGUAUUGGAAAUCUCCAUAUUUAUAUUUGUCCCUAGAUAGCAACAUCAUUUUUUAGUUUCAAGGGGCUGUUUACUAGACUCAGAAAGCAAAUCUGUUUAUUGUCAUCAGCUUGACAUAUUUGUUUAAGCAUAGUCAAACUCUAACUGUGUUUGGAUUGGACCAAAACAUAACCAUCCUUAUAUAAUGUUCAGUUUAGCCAAUACACUAGCAGUAUUAUAGGGAGAAAGCCAAUUGUUUUACUAACGUUAUGCAGAUUUUAACUUGUUAUUACAAUGUAUGAUGGUUAACUAUUCACACAGUUCUUUUAUUGUAUUAAUUAAAUCUGUGCCAGAACAAAUUGAGCUAACAAAUGUGAUCAAACUGAAUUACAAAACACUUGUGAGUUUGCGUGUUUGACACGGUAAAACAUUUGAUUAUGCUACUAUCGUUUUUUUUUUUUGUUUUUUUUUUAAACCAAGUGGAAAUAAUUUUGAAUUAAAAUAGUGUGUUUAACAAUAGAUUAUAUUUAAUUUCUAUCUUUAAAAAGAAAGGUGUUCUUUAUUGGUGUCUUAAUUAUUGAAUUAUAUAUAUAUACUAUAUGAUUUUUUAUUUUUUAUUUUUUAACUAUUAGCUUAGUAUCGGUUUAAUUUAAAAUGAAAAGUGGUGACUCGGAAUCAGAACAGGAACAGCUCCACAACAAUGCACUAAAAACAAUUUCAAUUUUGUGUUAAAUAUUUCUGUUAGGAGAGAGUAAUAUUGCUUAUAUGAUUAAAAAAAAAAAAAAAAAAAACUGCUGGAGCAAUCUUCAAAAGUAAGUAGCUUUUCAGUAUUUAAGAGCCAGCACCAUCAAGUGAACAGGCAUUGUGUAUGGGCAAAUAAAUUCACUAAAUGCUGACUUGUAAACCUAAUCCUGUACUUUGCUAGUCUAGUCAGUUUUAAAUGUAUCAAUGUUGAAACAGAAUCUGCCAACUACUAUUCAAGAGCUGCUCUUAAGCUCAGGUCAAAGCACCUUAACCCCUGAUGGUACACAAGGAAUUGAGCGGUUGUUCGAAUGGUUUCUUCUUAAAAUACAUUUGAGAGUGACUAGAUUAAACCUGUCAGUAGAUUUUAAACCCUGUUUCGUGCCCCUCAUAGCAAAAAUAAGAACGUUUGCAUCAUUUUAUUUGCAAGACACAUGUCCCUUGAACCUUAAAGGGUUAACGCAGUUGUAUAUCAAACAUUGAAAUAAAAAACAAAAUUGGGAUAACUGCAACAAGAAUCAGAAUCAUUGGAAACAUCAAAAACAGUAAGAGGACAGUAAAGAAAAUGUCACUUGAAGCUACUUACUCUUUUUAUGCUUUUUUGUUCCAGUGGAAAACAGCAAUGGGCAAUAAUUAAAUUUUGAUGGUAGUUAUUACAGGGUUGUUUGUAAAGUUUAAGGUAAUAGCUGCCUUUUUUCUAAUUUACUAAACUGCACUUGUGUGAUUUAACACUAUUUGUUUCUGUCAAUGUUUACAUUGUUCUACAAUACCUUCAGUAUUAAAAUCGCAUAUGCUGAUGUAAGUAUACUAACAGAUGGUAAAAGCUGCAGUAUCCCUCUUUUUAAUACAUUUUGGGAUGCAAACUAAAUUGUAAAGCAAUAUGAUGAUACAGUACAAUGAGCUACAUUCUUACAUUAUAAUAAUUUGCUAUAUACUCCAAACAGAAAAAUAAAGUUGUAUAAACUUUAAUAUAUUAACUGUUGGUCGGAUGCUUGUGAAGUAUACACUGCUGUUUAUUUAAAUGCAAAUAAAACCAAUAAUACAGUCUGCUGUUUUAAUGAAGUCUUCAUAAGGAUUUAAUAAAUAAGUAACCUUACUGUAAAAUUUGAGAAAAAGAGGAAUAUUGCAACUUCCUUUUAAUGCAGCUAUUUCAAGCUCCUAAAGGUUUAACUAACUAACCUGUUGUUAAAGGUACUGUUACCAUUGAUCUCUGUAAGUUGCUACUUUUAAGACUGUGUGAUAUGGCAGCUGCAAUAAAAAGUUUACUUUUA